AUGUCUUUCUCAAAUACCCAGGGCAAGGCAGAAGGUAUUCCGUCCCCUCACAAUACCUCAAGUAUCGACAACAUGGAGAAGACCGUUGCAUCGCAAGAUAAGGCAAAGGAUACUCCCGACGAUGAAGCAUAUUCGAUAAUUGCGCCUUCCGAGGAGGCGCCCAUUAUACCGUACAACGUCAAAAGUGGUGAUCCCCUUCCCAUCCCAGAUGGUCUUCCCGAAGAGGGAAAUCAAUUCACUUUUCGAGCGGUAGCCGUAGGGUGCCUUCUGGGUUCUGUGGUCCAGGCUAGCAAUAUGUAUUUGGGUUUGAAGACUGGGUUUACUUUUGGCGCAUCUCUGUUCGGCGCACUUUUUGGUUACGCGUUAUUGAAACCUUUGUCCAAGUCGAAGAUUCCAUUCUUUGGUGGCUACUUUGGUCCCAAGGAAAAUUGCACCGUCCAAACUGCGGCUACUGCAAGUGGUGGAUUGGGGAUCUUAUUUUCUACGGGAGUGCCUGCGAUGUAUCAGUUGGGAUUAUUAUCCCCUAAUCCGAAAGAUGAUAUCGCCAAGUUAAUUUUGUUUGCCAUGGCUGGUGCCUUCUUCGGAAUGGCCUUUGCCAUUCCUUUACGGACACAUUAUGUUUUACGCCAGAAACUCCUUUUCCCAACUCCAACCGCAACAGCCAUCGCGAUUCAAAGACUUCAUUCAGGACCCGAGGGAGAAGAAACGGGCAAAAAGCAAGUUAAAUGCUUGGCUCUAGCGUUCUCUGGCUCGAUGUCUCUGCGCGUUUUGAGUCAGUACCUUCCCGGAAUCGUAUGGAAAUGGCACUGGGGAUGGUGGCUUUAUCUAAUGGGUGCAAAACAAGCUGUCGGGAUCGAUAACUGGACAUGGUACUUUGAAAUUACCCCAGCCUUCCUCGGUGUAGGGAUUCUGACUGGACUCAAUGCCUCAUUAUCGUUCUACCUUGGCUCGCUAAUCGCCUGGGGAAUUAUAGGACCUAUUCUCGUUGCUAAAAACAUCGCAUACGGCUCCCAGAGAUUCCCGGACGUAUACCCAGAAAUUUAUGAUUACCAAUCUCUUAGUUCCAGUUUCACCACCGCUACACAUCCAUCAGCAAGGUAUUGGCUCUUGUGGCCAGGAGUUUUGCUUCUGAUCGUAUCAUCCUUCACUGAGUUGGGCCUGAACGGCAAGAAAAUGGUUAUGGGUAUCUGGGAAAUAGCUCGGACGGCUUUCAACACGGUAUUUCAUCAGAAGAAGACAAACGAGAAGGCUUCGUCUGACGAUCGAGACACGUUGAAGGACCCCGCCGCUGGACAUCUUGUUCCCCCAGUAGCCUGGGGAUCACUUCUAGUCGCAUCAAUCAUCUUGACCUGUCUCGUCAUGAAGCUCAAAUUUCAAGUUCAACUGGGAAUUACUCUUUUGGCAAUUUUUCUCGGAUUCUUGUUUUCGUUUAUUGGUGUCCAGUCAUGUGGAGAUACCGACAUAAACCCAAUCAGUACUUGUGCAAAAGCUUCGCAGCUCAUCAUUGGUGGUGCCACGCAUUCGUACGCUAUUCCUAAACAUGCUCUCACAGUCAAUCUUCUGUCGGGCAUGAUUGCAGGGGCUGCUGCCAACCAGACCACGGACAUGGUUGGUGAUCUACGAGCUGGGCAUUUGCUUGGUGCCAGUCCAGCAAACCAGUUCUACAGUCAAUUUGUGGGGUCAUUCUUUGCCAUAGUCCUUGCCCCCUCACUAUUUGUUCUGUUCAGCCAAGCUUAUCCCUGUAUCAUCGACUUGGAAGCCAAAACAUGUGAAUUUGGCGUACCUUCAGUCGGAGCUUGGAGAGCAGUUGCUACAGCAGUGACAGCCAAAGGAGAUUUGCCCAUCCCGAAAUCAUCGGCCAUAUUCGCGGUGGUCAUGUCGGUAGUUGGCAUGCUUUUAACAAUCAUCAAGUACAAAUUUGUCCCUCGAAACAAGAGGAAAUUUAUACCCAAUAUGAACGCUGUCGGACUUGGUUUUGUCGUCAACUUUACUGGCUAUGCUAGUGCGAUGGCUUUGGCAUCCAUACUCACUUACUUUUGGAAGAAAAAGUUCCCUCGCACCUAUGAAGUCUAUGCAUACUCCCUUGCCGCUGGAUUGAUGUCAGGCGAGGGUCUUGGUGGUGUCUUGAAUGCCAUGUUCUCAGUAGCAGGAAUUGGGGGCAAGAAAUAUGGUUCGAGCGCUCUUUGCCCAGGGAAGCAAUACUGUGGUUAA
This is a messenger RNA of Puccinia triticina, 2211 nucleotides long. RefSeq lists its product as uncharacterized. The coding region runs from base 1 to 2211 and encodes 736 amino acids. Gene Ontology annotation, cellular component: fungal-type vacuole membrane. The record is from RefSeq and is a predicted model, not a curated record. Gene Ontology annotation, molecular function: oligopeptide transmembrane transporter activity. NCBI's taxonomy places the organism in Eukaryota, Fungi, Basidiomycota, Pucciniomycetes, Pucciniales, Pucciniaceae. The transcript has 13 exons.